AGGCCUUCCCCGGAUUUGCAGGCAUCGCGAGAUCCAUCGCACUUCUCCUCUUUUAGUUAGCGGGGUUGACUUACACCUCAAAGACGACGAGACGGAAGACGAGCUUCAAUUGCAGACGAGAGAUGCCAAUGGUAUUGGUAUAAUACGCAGGCGACACCAACUCCCCAACCAAUGGCUCCCCUCCUCUCCUGUCGCGGGGUUCGAAUCCCUCCAAAGUCUCGACGAACCUCCGCCGUCAAGCUCCAGAAGCUCUCCCAUUCUACGACCCAACAAGCAAAACCCAUCUCAGCAAUCCCAUACCCAGGCAACUUUGCCCACCAUGGCUUUGGUCACCAGCUUGACGAGCCCAGACAGCCCCUCGAACAAGACGAGCUCCUCCUCCUCCGAACCCUUCUCGCGAGACCCGUCGCCAAGAAACCUCGUCCCGCAAAACGAUCGCCAUGGAUUGACGGCUUCACCAGCGCCUUCAGACAACCUCACAAGAUGCUCGCCUACUUCAAGGAGAACAAACUCGAAAUCCUACAACUUCCCCCAACAGCCUUCAGCGAGCUUCUCCGCUCCGUCGACCCAAUCGAAGCCAUUCGAAAAGACAAAGACCCGCUAGGAGAUAUCUGGGUCGACCCAGCCAUGGCCGACUGGUCACCGCUGGGAGUUCUGGUCAAUAAUUAUGGCGCCAGAAAGAGAAACACCGACCUUUACCCGCUCGUCCACGAAGCCGCCUUCCGUCGAUUCCGCGCCGGCUCCCCUCUUCUCUUGUCCGACUACAAGGUCUUGCUACGAUACGCCGGAUCGAUUUCGGACCCCCUCCUAGCCCGCAAGAUCUGGUUCCACAUGAACGUCUCCGAAAAGAUGUGGGAGCGCCAGACGGACCUGUAUGCCGAAUUCCUCAAGGCCCGGUUCUUGACGGAACCGUUGUACACCCAAAAUAACCGGCACGACUUCCGCGUCAAGCCUGUAAACCUGUUUCCCGAGAAGCGGUUCCUGCCGUACUUUACGCCUGACAACCUCUCCCAGCUGAGGCAGAUGAACUUUGACGAGACCAACAAGCGGCUGGACAGAUUUGGGCAGAACCCCGGGGCAGAGCACAAGGUGGAAUACUUGAUGAGGAUGUUACGGCGGAGUUCGCCCGUUGAUCUCGUCUUCGGCACCGCCAGAAACCGGUUACAUCUGCUCUCAGAAGAGUUCAUCUGCGCCGCGCUCAUAGCCUACGCUAGAACAGGUGUGAUGGAAGACGUCCAGUCAGUCCUCUACUUUAACUACAAGAUCGACGUCUCUGGCUCCAUCGAAACCGGCGAUUUGAGCAUCACCGGCGGACGGCGGGACUUCCUCCCCGGUUCACCAAUGGCGCCCACCACCCGUCUUUUACAAACCAUUGCCACCUGUUAUGGGUCAAACGGCAUGAUCGCCAUGGCGUGCAAGAUGCUCGACCACGUUUUCUGCGUCUGGUUCGAACUACUAGAAUGGGCCUACAUCCACACCUCUCCGCGCGCAGCAAAAGAGUGGAAGAUCGUUAGCAUCCCCGGUCGCCGCUUACACCGCAACGCAGUCCAACUAAUCUGGGACACCAUGACCUCACCCCCUUACAACGCCACCCCCGGCUUCCCUCAGUACAAAAUUUACGUCGAGUGGCUGAUCAAGAACAACAAGAUCGAGCGCGCCAUGCAAAUAAUGCUGGACCUCGAACCUCUCUACCGCAAACGAGUGGAGGAGUUACAAUCCCUUUACCCCUUCCACGCUCUUGAUCAAGCAGCAUUCAACCACUCCCCAGCGUACGAUACCAUCCUCUGGGAGAGAACCCUACUCAGAAAGGACUACAUAGUCCACACCUUUGCCAAAUGGUUCUCCCUCCUCUUCAAGAGAAUCAAAUCCCCCGUCCACCUCCCCGGUCCCAAACCACCCAAGAUCUUCCCCUCCCACGACAUAAGCACCAGAUUAAUCCCCCAACUCAUCCACGCUUUCCAAGGCCUUCUGCCCGAUACGAUCCACUACGAGAUCCCCACCGGUGUGAUCCGUUUCAAGCGUGGCGUUGGAGCCGCGCAAGGGUUUAGAGCGGAAAAGAGGUGGACGGAAGUCAAAAAGGCGGCGGUGGUGAGUAUGGAUUUGAGGCCGGAGACUGCGAGGGGAUUCAACAGACUUCGAGAAUAUAGUUUGGACCUCAAGGGGGAGCAGUUGCAGAGGGCGGCGGGGGAGACUGUGGAGACGCUUAAGCCGAGGGCGGUGAAGAGAGAGGGGCUGGAGGAGUUGGUUGAGGAGAUACUGGGGAUGGAUGAGAUGGCACGGGGAGAGAGGGAAGAGGGACAGUUGGAGGUCGAUGUAAUAGACCAGGCUAGACGAAGGGGGAGGACUGUGGAGGAAGAGGUGAAGAGGGCGGAGAGAAAGAGGGCGGAGAAGGUGUUGAGGUUGUUGACGUAGAGGUGUUGAGGUUGGACAGGUUGUGGUUGUGGAUGGUAAGGGUACACGUACUGGUUGCGGUGCUGGGAUUUCCUUUUCGGAGGCGGGCUUGAGGGAUAUGAACGAUUGUGUUGACGACUUUAUGACUAUAAGUACUUGACGAGAUAUAGAUACCCGACCAGCGAACGCAUUGCGCU
Neurospora tetraspora is the source of this 2588-nucleotide messenger RNA. RefSeq lists its product as uncharacterized. NCBI's taxonomy places the organism in Eukaryota, Fungi, Ascomycota, Sordariomycetes, Sordariales, Sordariaceae. The transcript has 2 exons. Bases 172 to 2412 code for a protein of 746 amino acids. The record is from RefSeq and is a predicted model, not a curated record.